AUUACUCAAUUAUUAAAUAUGACUAAAAUGGCCACUUCUUCUACAACCAUCUCCUUUGCAUUCCUUGCUUUUACCUUGUGGUUAAUGAUCUGUACCUCUUCAGCACAACUCACACCCAAUUUCUACUCAAAGAGUUGCCCAAAAGUCUUUGAUGUUGUGGGCUCAGUGAUUCGAUCCGCUGUUGCAAAGGAGAAACGUAUGGGUGGUUCCCUCCUUCGGCUCCAUUUCCAUGAUUGCUUUGUCAAUGGGUGUGAUGGGUCGCUCCUGCUAGACGAUACGCCUUCGUUCACUGGGGAAAAAACCGCUGCGCCAAAUAAUAAUUCUGUUAGAGGGUUUAAUGUGAUCGAUGACGUAAAGUCGAAGGUUGAAAAAGUUUGCCCAGGUGUGGUCUCGUGUGCUGAUAUACUGGCGAUUUCAGCUCUUGAAUCCGUUCUUGCUUUAGGUGGGCCCUCUUGGAAGGUUAAAUUAGGAAGAAGAGACUCCAAAUCAGCAAGCCUUGCAGCUGCCAACAGCGGCGUUAUUCCGCCACCGCAAUCCACCCUCAGCAACCUCAUCAACCGCUUCCAAGCGGUGGGUCUUUCCGCCAAAGACAUGGUGGCGCUCUCAGGCGCGCAUACAAUCGGACGAGCACGGUGUACAACUUUCAGAGCACGUAUCUACAACGACACCAACAUCGACGCUUCCUUCGCCAAAUUACGGCAAUCAAACUGCCCACGUCCGGCGGGUUCCGGAGACAACAACCUCGCACCAUUUGAUGUCACAACGCAGGAUAAAUUUGACAACAAUUACUACAAGAAUUUGAUCAGCCAAAAGGGUCUUCUCCGGUCAGACCAGCAGCUGCACAACGGUGGUUCCACCGAUUCCUUGGUGGAGCAGUACAGCAAAACCCCCAAAAGUUUCAGUGUGGCUUUUGCUGCCGCCAUGAUCAAGAUGGGUGAUAUUCGUCCCCUCACCGGCUCCAAAGGUGAGAUCAGGAAGAAUUGCCGGAAAGUUAAUUCGUAAUUUAUUGAAAAACCUUGUGUUUUUAUUUCCAGAGUUUGAACUUACGAUUUAAGUUGUAUUUUGUUUUUUUAAAUAAAGCUUGGUGAAAUGUAUUUUCUGUGAUAAAAUCAA
Lactuca virosa is the source of this 1113-nucleotide messenger RNA. NCBI's taxonomy places the organism in Eukaryota, Viridiplantae, Streptophyta, Magnoliopsida, Asterales, Asteraceae. The record is from the annotation of a GenBank genome assembly.